GAUCAUGAUUAUAUCAGUCAGUUUCUUUUUCAUUGACAGAUACGUGUUCAUUUCAUUAGUAUCUUUUUAUUUUGUGAUUGAGUGCAAUUGAAUCACAAAUUGAUCCAAUCCAUAUAUAUCUUUCUAAUUUGUGAUCCAUAUUCGAUUGUUUUAUACGUUUAUAUUGUGCGAUUAAAAUAGAUUUUUGCGUAGCAUUUAUCCAUUACUGUUUCUUGUUUUCUUCAUAGGUUCUGCCAGAAAAUCUCAUAACAUAAUAAAAUAUUUGUAUCUAAAUGUCUGCUCUGUCUUACAUUUGUGGAUACGGGUACGGAUCGAAUUCAGACGAUAGUGAUUGUGAGAUUGUGCCUAGGGGCUAUAAAAGACCAAAGCUACCUACUCCAGAUUUGAGCAAAGUAACAGUCAUUCCAGUUUGCGAAGAGCAUUUGGACGACCCCAAACAGCACGACGGACGGACUCGUACGUUUCCUCAUGUGAGAGGAAAUUGGGCCACGUUUGUUUACAUUAAAUAUUCUGAUGAGGAAGGGUUGUUUGAAUUGGUGAACAAUUUACAAUCUGCAGUUGUCAAGAUACUUGACAAAGAACCUUGCCAGAGGUGUGAGGAUUUUCAUAUUAGUUUAUCAAAAACUGCUGUGUUGAAGUAUCAUUUUAUAUCCCCAUUUACUACAUCAUUGCAAGAAGCAUUAACUGGAUUGAAAAGAAUCAACUUGUCCUUUGAUUCUGUAAAAGUAUACUGCAAUGAUGAAAACACAAGGACUUUCAUAGCAUUGAAAGUGGAUUAUAGCAGCAAUAAAAGUUUGCAAGAAAUAACUUCAAAGGUAGAUGAGAUUUUAGACGAAUGCAGCCUGCCUACAUUUUAUGAGGAUCCAUCAUUUCACAUGAGCAUUCUGUGGGUUAAUGGGAAUAAAAAGAGGGAACUUGAAGAUAUUGUAGAAAAUCUCAAUGAUAUUGUGGCUCAGGAGAUAGGAAAGUCUCUACAAAACGUUAUUGUAAACCGAGUGCAUUGUAGAAGUGGAAAUAAAUUAUUCCAAUUCUCUUUACAAUAACCUGAAUUAUGGAGCAAGGAGCCAAUAGAGUGUUCUUAAACCCUAACUUCCAUAGAGGCCAGAGGAAUGUACCACCAAACAAAUCAAUGCAUAUAAAUCCUAAUUUUACACAAUGCAUGCCCAACUUUCAAAUGAAUACU
Molecule: messenger RNA, 1183 nt
Organism: Hyposmocoma kahamanoa
Lineage: Eukaryota; Metazoa; Arthropoda; Insecta; Lepidoptera; Cosmopterigidae
Product: U6 snRNA phosphodiesterase
Exons: 5
Coding region: 273-1043 (256 amino acids)
Biological process (GO): U6 snRNA 3'-end processing
Cellular component (GO): nucleus
Molecular function (GO): 3'-5'-RNA exonuclease activity
Source: RefSeq, a predicted model, not a curated record